Messenger RNA from Sceloporus undulatus (fence lizard), 894 nucleotides. RefSeq names its product gastrula zinc finger protein XlCGF7.1-like. The coding region runs from base 1 to 894 and encodes 297 amino acids. NCBI's taxonomy places the organism in Eukaryota, Metazoa, Chordata, Lepidosauria, Squamata, Phrynosomatidae. The record is from RefSeq and is a predicted model, not a curated record. The transcript has a single exon.
AUGUCACAUCAAAAACUGCACUCAAGGGAAAAAUCAUUAAUAGGUUUGGAGUGUAGCAAGAACCCAAAGCAGAAGAUACACCAGUUUAACUAUGAAGCAGGACAUAUAGGGAAGAAACUUUUGAAAUGCUUAGAAUAUGGAAAGAGUUUCAGUGAGGAUAUAAGCCUUAUUCAUCAUCAAAAAACUCACACAGGAGACAAGCCAUUUCUGUGCUUGCAAUACAGAGAACGGUUCCAUCAGAAGUCAUACUUAACUUGUCAUCAAUUAAAUCUUACAGGGGAGAAACAUUUUAAAUGCAAAGAAUGUGGAAGGAGUUUCAGUCAAAAGAGUACCCUUGGUCAUCAUCAGUUAGAUCAUUCGGGGGAGAAAAUAUUUAAAUGCUUGGAGUGUGGAAAGACAUUUAGUCAGAAGGCUGAUCUCUCACGUCACAAGACAACGCAUACAGGAGAGAAAGCGUUUCAGUGCUUCCAAUAUGAAAAGAUGUUCAGUCAGAAGGCACACCUCUCACGUCAUGAGACGACGCAUACAGAUGGCAAAUGGGAAAAGAGCUUCAGCCAGAAAGGAAACUUCAUUCUUUCAUCAACUCACCCAGGAGAGAAGCGAUUGAAAUGCCUGGAAUGUGGAAAGAAAUUCAGUCAGAGGUCAUGCUUAACUCGUCAUCAAUUAUCUCACAUAAGGGAGAAACCACUUCAGUGCUUGCAGUGUGGAAUGAAGUUCAAUCGAAAGAGUAACCUUGUUAGUCAUGAAUUAGAUCAUUCAGGGGAGAAACCAUUUCAUUGUUUGGAGUGUGGAAAGAGGUUCAAUCGAAAGAGUAACCUUGUUAGAAUUAACUCACACAGGGGAGAAACCAUUUCAGUGCUUGGAGUGUGCAAAGAGGUUCAAUCGAAAGAGUAA